UCUCGCGGCUUUUGAACACUCUUCGGCUGGAGAGCGAGCAGCUGUCAGUCCGGCGCAGAGCGUCACGACGAGCAGGAGUCUUUGUGGAAGGACAGAGGCUUUAAAAUGCAGCUCAGCGACGGUUUAUGUACUUUAUCACGCUGCUGGACGUGUCCGCCGUCACUCGUUAGCAUCUAGCCUGUGAGCAGCGGCCGACCUCUUGUCUAAUCUCCGCGGUGUCGACGCUCCAGCCGACAGAACGAGUCCCGACAUGAGUAACGUUAAUCUGAUUUUUUGGGACCAGUUGCAGGCUGGCAGCUCCGAGGUGGACUGGUGUGAAGGCAAUUACCUAAUUUACCCGAGCAUCGCCGAGUUUUACAACACGAUCAGCAACAUUUUGUUUUUUGUUUUGCCGCCCAUAUUAAUGUGCUUGUUCCGCCAAUAUGCAACACAUUUCAACAGCGGGAUUUACCUCAUAUGGAUUCUGCUGGUGGUGGUGGGCAUCGGCUCCACGUACUUCCACGCCACCCUCAGCUUCCUCGGCCAGAUGCUGGAUGAGCUGGCCAUCCUGUGGGUGCUCAUGUGCGCCAUUGCCAUGUGGUUUCCCAAGAGAUACCUGCCUAGGAUGUUCAGGAGGGAUCGGUCAAGGUUCAAAGUGGUCAUCGGCAUCUUGUCGGGGAUCACCACCGGCCUGGCCUUUGUGAAACCCGUCGUCAACUCGUUGUCACUGAUGACUCUGGGCAUCCCCUGCACCGCGCUGCUCAUCACUGAGCUGAGAAGGUGUGAAAACCCCCGCGUGUUCAAGCUGGGCCUGGUCUCAGGGAUCUGGUGGGCGCUGGCUCUGCUGUGCUGGAUCAGUGACAGGAUAUUCUGUGAAAUGUGGUCGUCUGUCAACUUCCCCUACUUACACUGUGCCUGGCACAUCCUCAUCUGUCUGGCCUCCUACCUGGGCUGCGUCUGCUUCGCCUACUUUGACGUUGCGACCGAGGCCCCGGAGCGAGGGCCCGUCAUCAUGUUCUGGCCCAACGAGAAGUGGGCCUUCAUCGGCGUCCCCUACGUUUCCCUGCUCUGCGUCCACAAGAAGGCCGCUAUCAAGGUGACUUAAGGCGACCCGCCGGCGCCGGCCGGCCUCGGCGGGAAGCGUCCGGACGGCGCGGCCGCCGGGCCGCGUCCACUUGCUCUCUCGUGAUUGGCCGAUGGAGAUGAUGCACAACUGGAUUUAUCUUUAACCUUUUCUGUCCGGUUUUCACGACGCGGCAACGUUUAUGCAACUCUGUCAAAAAAAGUGUCACAAAUUGUUCCGCCGCCACACAGAGUGGCGCUUUAAACGGUCACAGCAUCAAAGCCAAGAAACAAACUCCUCCUCAGGCUCCGCAGAGGCGAACGGAUUAUUCUGCGUUUCAGGCUUCGUUAGAGAGAAUAUUUUAUGUACAUUUUAUAGUGACUCAAAAAAAACCUCAUUAUAAAGCAUGAUACUGCCUUUAUAAACGCUGAUAUAGCAUCUCAUAGGUGCAGUCUGGCCGUUAUGAAACCACGUGUAGCGACGAUAAAGCACUGGAUUCAUGAACUGUGAUUAAUGCAUUGAGCAUUAAAGCUUCGUGUUAUAUUGCUAAUCUGAUUUUAUGCUAAUGAAUCGAGUUACAGUUCCAGAAGUGUUAGAGGAAGGAGGGCGUUCCACCUGGAGCCCGGCGAGUUACAAACACACGACGCGACGUUACCUCGAGGUCAGCGUCAGCCUCUCCAUUAUCUCCACGUUACAAAGCUCGUCCUCAUUGAUCUGACACUUAAAUCAGAUGUCAGGACGGCGUGACUGAUGCCAGCUGACAGGCAGUGAUGAGACGACGGGUUGAUUCGCUUGUGAUGUGGAGAAAAUGGCUUUAAACGAUGAACUAACAGACAUUUGAGUUUAAAGUGUCAGAAACACUAAAGGCUCGUCUCUGUUAUGCUCCGCCUCACUUCCAGCAUGUGUCAAAUGUGUUUAAUAUGUUCGUGUACAUGUAUUUUUGACUAACAGUGUUAAUCUGCAGUUAUUUUCCACGUCAUUCAUGUAUCACUGAAUGAAGAGGUACCCUUCGACAUUUGGCCAAAAUCCAAAGUAAAGAACAGAAUGUGAAAUCAAAAAGUGACUGUUCGAGGAAAUCAUGACUUAUUUUGCACAACAUGAAGAAAGGUUCUCGAUCGUUUGGCUAAACGCUCACUGCGUACAAUUUCACCUCCUCAGUUUCUUCAGUAUUUGCUUGCUGAUGUUUAACGCUUCAGUUUUCUCUUCUGGGUUAUUUAUUCCAGGCUCAGUAUUUUAGAGUUUGUGCUAAAUAUUAUAAAACUAUGAAAACUGUGCAGAAAGCCUUACUGGACGACGUACGUGAAGACGUACGUGAAGCUGUGUGAUGAUUAGAGAUGGAAAUGAGGUCGUAGCAGGUAGAUUUGGGGCUUUUCGCUCUUUUGGCCGGUCUAACCGAUCAGUGUUGACUUCACGGACACUCUGUAUGUGGAAUAUUAAAGGGAAGUAAGCUGCAAAGACCAGGAGCACCAAAGCUUUUUCACCACAAACCAUUGUGUUAAUGUUGUUCCUGAAAACGGCCUCCAGCGUUCUCCUGCAAAGGCUUCUGGGAACUCACACCUCUGAAUUAACUUGUGCACAAACGAAGGCUCAAAUGAAGGAUCGUGAUUUAUGAAGAAAUCAUUUAAGUGGUAUUUUUGAACAAGGUGAAUCCAAAACGACUUAUAUUUUUCUAAAUGAAGGUGCUUUGUGAUGUCGCAUGAUUAAAACCUUUGAAUUGUCAAACAUCCGUGAAAACAGCUGGUUCAGGAGAAGCUUUCAGACGUUAUUGUGAACAAAGAAAAAAAAAGUGUUUGUGCUGCAGAUCGUGCUGACUCGUGCGUCUGAUCGGGCCGAGUCGUCCCGUUUCACGUGUUUAACGCCGCCCUCUUCGUCCCGUCAGUGGGCUCGUCUUCUCUUUUCUAUGGAUCUCCUCGUGUUUUUCUCUGCCUGCGUCGACAACGCAGACAAACUGCACAGAGGUAUUUAUUUUCAUAAUUUAUCCUCUUUUGUAAACAAAUCUUUGUACUCGAUUAGAACAUGAGGACGUUACUUUAUUUUAUGUAAUAAACCAAACCGAUA
Molecule: messenger RNA, 3100 nt
Organism: Chelmon rostratus (copperband butterflyfish)
Lineage: Eukaryota; Metazoa; Chordata; Actinopteri; Chaetodontiformes; Chaetodontidae
Gene: acer2
Product: alkaline ceramidase 2
Exons: 6
Coding region: 251-1084 (277 amino acids)
Biological process (GO): ceramide metabolic process
Cellular component (GO): membrane
Molecular function (GO): hydrolase activity, acting on carbon-nitrogen (but not peptide) bonds, in linear amides
Source: RefSeq, a predicted model, not a curated record